This is a messenger RNA of Kickxella alabastrina, 1456 nucleotides long. RefSeq lists its product as uncharacterized. Bases 49 to 1401 code for a protein of 450 amino acids. The record is from RefSeq and is a predicted model, not a curated record. Lineage: Eukaryota; Fungi; Kickxellomycota; Kickxellomycetes; Kickxellales; Kickxellaceae. Gene Ontology annotation, cellular component: cytosol; nucleoplasm; centrosome. The transcript is spliced from 2 exons.
UCGCAAAUAAAAUUGUCCGUCAUCUUUUGAAUACAUGCCAAACGCGCCAUGAAACAAGCUUGCUUAUUCCGGAGAGUACAACCGAUUCUAACAACGAUGGACUACAAGGCAUUCUACAAAUCGCUGUGGGAUCGAAUGUCACAGACAAAAUCUGGCGAGUCUGAGGACUAUGAGCAUAUAUCGGGUAUGCUCUCCGGGUUUGAAGCAGCCAUCAACCGGAGCACCGCCGCCGGCGCACUUAUUCCCCGAGACCAGUGGCUAACCUCUUUAUCCGUGGCGGCCAGCUUUGCCGCCACUGGCUUUGCAUGGUCCGCGCCAUCAGUCGCUCGGCAGGCCAAUGCGUGGAUAGCAGCAAUAGCAGCGCAGCUCAGAAUUACUGAUUCGACCGGAUCCGUGAAAGUCUCUGCGGAAUUAUUCCGCAGUAUUUGCACAAUCAGCGUGCUUCCAUAUUUCAGCGCGAAGGCAGAGAGUGCCCAGGACACAUAUGUGCUAAUGGGCGACGACAACCGGAAGGAUGUCGGUCGGGGGUCGGAUGACCACAAGUGGAGGGACCACCCUCAAUGUAUAGCGACGUUCCAGUGGGCCCUCGAGCACUUGGUUGAUUCAGACGUUACCACCGUCAUAUCGAUUAUUCUGCCGGUGAUAUUGGCGCUUGUGGACGACUACAGCAUCAUGGCCAAAAUCCGCGGCCUCCGCUUGGCCAUCCUGCUGAUGGAAAAAGUCGGUGCCGAGUUUUUGCGCAAAACCGGGAUAGCUGGUAUUUUGGAGAAAAGCAUCGACGGAUGCCUGGUUUUCCGAUCCGACGAGGGCCAAUUAGGCAUCGACCUGCUUUCUGCCGGAUUCAAGGCAGCGAUACAGGUUGGCCGCAUACAGUAUGCUCGCUCGGACGAUAUGCGAUACACAGCGCGGUGGUGGGCGCUGACAGAGAAGGUCAUCUCCAAUGAUCUGUAUGUGUCGGAUAAUGUGGCUGCUAUUGAGGUGCUUUGUCGACAGAUUGCGCCCUUGUGCAAGGCGCUGGGCCCCGCGAUCGCUCGGUAUUUGCGCCCACUGGUGGGUGUUCUCACAAAGGGACUGCAUUCGCCGGUUUAUUUGAGCAGCAAUCUGUGUCGGCUGCAUGUGGUCGUGUUGGAGCAGCUACAAGCGUUGAUCGAGGUGUGUCCGCAGAGAAUACACGCGUAUUGUAAAGAUGUAGUGGCCGCAAUGGCGUACUCGUGGGUUGGAAUGCAGAAGGGGAGUGGCGCUGGUGUUGGCGGCGGAGGUUUUGAAGAAUUGCGGGGGAAAAUCAUUGCUGUUUUGAACAGUCUGCGUAGUGCGUGCCCUGAGGAAACGAGGCAAGCAACUAUGCAGCUUGCAAAAUCGCGGCCGGCGGCGUUUGCUGACUGGGAAAAGUACUUUCAUUGAUGAGUUUGCUGAAUAUAAACAUUCAUAUAUACUUUUUUUUAUUUUUUUAUUUUUU